This is a messenger RNA of Tinamus guttatus (white-throated tinamou), 536 nucleotides long. The record is from RefSeq and is a predicted model, not a curated record. NCBI's taxonomy places the organism in Eukaryota, Metazoa, Chordata, Aves, Tinamiformes, Tinamidae.
GACAAGAUGUUUAAAAUGAGUGAAAAAAUCCUACUCUUGUGUGUUGGGGAGGCUGGAGACACUGUACAGUUUGCAGAAUACAUCCAAAAAAAUGUUCAACUCUACAAAAUGAGAAAUGGUUAUGAAUUAUCUCCUACUGCUGCUGCAAACUUUACACGCAGAAACCUAGCUGAUUAUCUACGGAGUCGAACUCCCUACCAUGUCAACCUGCUCCUGGCUGGCUACGAUGAGCACGAGGGCCCUGCCCUUUAUUACAUGGAUUAUCUGGCGGCGCUGGCGAAGGCGCCUUUCGCAGCACACGGGUACGGGGCGUUCCUCACCCUCAGCAUCCUUGACCGCUACUACAAGCCAGGUAUGACACGUGAGGAAGCUGUAGAGCUCCUAAAGAAAUGUCUAGAGGAGCUUCAGAAACGCUUCAUCUUGAAUCUGCCUUCUUUCAAUGCCCGGUUCAUUGACAAAGAUGGCAUCCAUGAAGUGGAUAAUAUAUCCCUUACAAAAGUGGUAUCCUAACCCCUAGGAUCUUUCUUCAGUGAUCU